Molecule: messenger RNA, 6492 nt
Organism: Mytilus californianus (California mussel)
Lineage: Eukaryota; Metazoa; Mollusca; Bivalvia; Mytilida; Mytilidae
Exons: 16
Coding region: 294-2879 (861 amino acids)
Biological process (GO): DNA integration; DNA recombination
Molecular function (GO): DNA binding
Source: RefSeq, a predicted model, not a curated record
CACACUUUUUUGAGUGUUAAACAGAGAUAUUCAACAAAACAUUUAUACUUUUAUUGUAUUGUAUUCCUCAAUUACAAUUUAGUGUAAACUUAUUAAUUUGGAUACUAUAUAUACCCUAUUCAUUAUAAUUAUAAUGACUAGGAAAAGUGAAAGAAUCACAAAGCAAGGCCAGGAAAAUGAGUUUAAUCCAGUGAUAGAUGCAGAGUUCUAUAUAAGAAAGCGUGAAGACAAGGAGGGCUUUGCUGUUAAAGAAAUUACUCCAGAGAUAGUCAACAUGUGGAAUCACCAACUUGAUGUCUCCUGGACAGAGUACAGAGGUAGCUAGUGAUACAAAUGAAUCACAGUAUUCAGGAAUUGUUAAUUUGUCUGAUGGCAUUAGUGUCCAACAGUCUUCUGAGGUUUCACAGCCAGCUAUUGGAAACAAUAAGGUGAUAUUGUCUGAAACUAUACAGCCAGAACCUUGUACUGAAGAGACAGCAGUAUCUUGUAGUGAUGAUGGAACAACUCUUGCAGGCAACAGGAGUGAUGAUGGUGAAAAUGAGGAGGAAGAUGUAGAUGACAACAACAAAGGAUUAAAGGGAACAAGAAAUCCAAAAAGACCAUGUCCAUUUUGUGGUAUAUUUCAAAGUCGAUUAAGCAGGCAUAUUCUAACUAAACAUAGAAACAACGAUGAGGUAAAGGCAGCAAAGCAGCUUCCAGUAAAGGACAGAAAUCAGGUCUUGUGCAAUUUGAAAAGGAGAGGCUAUCACCAGUACAACUUGAUGCUAAUGAAAGAGGAUGACUUUGAUGUGAAUCAAAUAGUUAAGGAAAGGCAGGCAAGAAAACAGAGGGAAGGAAAUGCAAUGGAAAAUAGGGUUAUGUGUUCCUCAUGUCAGGGGUAUUUUGUAAAAGAACACUUGAAGAUUCACAGAAUCAAAUGUACAGCAGCAGAGGGAACAACAAUAACACCAACUGCAAUUCCACUUUCUGCUGUUAGAGAUGAUGGUUACUCUGAAGAUUAUAAGGCAGACAUCUUAAGUGGCUUUUUGGAUGACACAAGUGGAAAGUUUUGUAAAACUGAUAAAUACCUAAAAGAUUUUGGAUUUUACAGUUACAGAAGAUUUGCAGCAAGGAAGGACAAAAACCCACAGAACAGAAAAAAUAUAAUGAAGCACAUGAGGAUGCUAGCAAAUCUUUUCUUUUGUUUUAAAAGCGAGGCAGCUAAAAUUGGCAUAGACAUAAAUGCAACAUUAGACAUGUUUAAAAUGGAACACUUUACCACUUUUAUGGAUGCUAUCCAUGUGAUGGCUGCAAAAGAUGAUGGUGGUAUGAAAUCUGGAUUAAAAAAAAACGUAGGUCAUCUUUUAAAAAAUGUUAUUAGACACAUAAAAGGGCAGCAUUUAUUGCAGGGUAAGAAAGAUGAGCUGGUAAAAAUUGAGGAGUUCAAAACAUUAUUUGAUUACUACAGAAAGGAGAUAUUCGAUGGAGCUGAGUACAAUUGUAUUAAGAAUAGACAGGAAAACCUUAGACGACCACAAUAUUUACCUCUUGAUGAUGAUGUAAGAAGAUUGCGGAAUUACACUUUGACUGGAAUUGCUCAGAUGGAUGACCCAUACCAGAUUUUAGAUAUGAAUGAAUAUCCCCGGCUUAGAGAUCUUGUGGUAGCCAGAAUUACACUGUUCAAUGCCAAGCGGGGAGGAGAACCAAGUAGACUUACUAUAAAGGAAUGGAAUGAUGCAAAAGAUGGUGUCUGGUUAGAUGAAACCCACAAGAAAAAAGCCAAAACAUCAGAGGAACUUGAAUUAUUUGAAAUAUACAAAUUGUCAUAUCAGUCUGGCAAAAGUGUGUGCCAUAUGCUCCCAAUGCUCAUUCCGAAAGAUUCUUGGAAAGCUAUAAGAAAGCUUACUGAUCCACUGAUAAGACAGAUGGCAGGUGUAAAACCUAGUAAUAUAUAUGUAUUUCCAAAUAUCAAAGGUUCCAACUUUCAUGUAAAUGGAUGGAAUAGUGUAAACAAAGUAUGUAAGCAGGCAGGGCUGACAAAAGAGAUUAACGCCACCCAAAUGAGACAUUACAUGUCAACUGUGUUUGCAAACUUGGAUGUACCAGAGACAGACAGGCAGGCUUUUUAUAGACACAUGGGCCAUUCAGAAGAAAUCAAUAAACAUGUGUACCAAUGUCCAUUGGCUGUUCAAGAAAUUACAAAAGUUGGAAAGUUUUUUUAUCUUAUGGACAAAGAUGGCAUCAAAGCUUAUCCUGAUUCUCAAUCAUUACCAGCAAAAAUGCAGAAUGCUGACCAAGAGGAUGUGGCAGGUACUUCAUAUGACAAUAGUGGUGGUACUGAUGAAAAUACAGAUAUAACAGAGAGUGAUGAGGAGUCAAGUUCAAGUUCAAGUUUGGGAAAAGCAAAGAGAGGGAAAAAAAGAAAGAAAAAAGUCAAUAGAUACAGUUCUUCAGAGGACGAUUCUACUCCACAAAGUGACGACAGUUCGGAUGAAGGCAACAUUCAACAAAAGAAAGGAUUGAAGAAAAAUAGCAAAGGUAGCAAUCAACAAAAGAGAGGAUUGAAAAGAAAGAGCAAAGAUGAAGAAAUUGAAGAAGAAAUUGCAGAACUAUUUAGAACAAGAAAGAAAGGAAGACGAUAUGUUCAAUGGAGUGAGAAAGAUUCAAACACUGUAAAAUCCUACUUCAAACAAUAUAUCCAGGAUGUAUCUAAAGAAGGUGCAAAAGGGAGAAUGCCUGGUUUUAAGGACAUAAAAAUAUUUAUGGAGUUGCAUACUAAAGUAAUGGCCCAAGAGAGUGACUUUUUGACAAGGAGAGAUAUCAUCAAAUCAAAAAUAUUUAAUGAAAGAAAAAAGUUCAGAGGAAUAUAUGAGGAGAGGAAAAAGAAAUAUUCCUGUUAAGACUGUUCUUCAGCCUGACACAGAGAUUUGGUGUACCUAUAGACUGUUCUUCAGCCUGACACAGAGAUAUGGUGUACCUGUAGACUGUUUCUUAGCCCAACACAGAGAAUUGGUUAACCAUUAAACUGUUUUUCAGCCUGACACAGAGAUUUGGUUUACCUGUAGACUGUUCUUCAGCCUGACACAGAGAUAUGGUAUAUCUGUAGACUGUUCCUGGGCCCAACACAGAGAAAUGGUUAACCAUUAAACUGUUCUUCAGCCUGACACAGAGAUUUGGUUUACCUGUAGACUGUUCCUCAGCCUGACACAGAGAUAUGGCUCACCUGUAGACUAUUCCUUAGCCCAACACAAUGGUUAACCAUUAGACUGUUCUUCAGCUUGACACAGAGAUUUGGUAUACUGUAGACUUCCUCAGCAUGACACAGAGAUUUGGUGUACCUGUAGACUGUUCGUCAGCCUGACCCAGAAAUUUGGUGUACCUGUAGACUCUUCUUCAGCCUGACACAAAUUUGGUGUACCUGUAGACUGUUCCUCAGCCUAAAACAGUUAUGGUGUACCAGUAGACUGUCCUCGGACUGAUGCAGACAAAAUGUGUCAACUGUACUAUCUACUACCAUCUGUAACCAUCAUUUGUCAACUGUACUAUCUACUACCAUCUGUAACCAUCAUAUGCCAACUGUACCAUCUACUGUUAUCUGUAACCAUCGUUUGUCAACUGUACCAUUUACUGCCAUCUGUGACCAUCAUAUGUCAAUUGUACCAUCUACCACCAUCUGUAACCAUCGUCUGUCAAUUGUGCCAUCUACUACCAUCUGAAGCCAUCAUCUGUCAACUGUUCCAUCUUGUUUCUAUCUGUAACCAUCGUCUGUCAACUGUACUCAUCGGCCAUCAACUGUAUCAUCUUUUACCAUCUGUAACCAGCGUUUGUCAACUGUACCAUCUACAACCAUCUGUAACCAUUGUCUGUCAACUGUCUCAUCUACUACAAUCUGUAACCAUCUUAUGUCUACUGUACCGCCAUCUGUAACCAUCGUCUGUCAACUUAACCAUCUACUACCAUAUGUUACCAUCGUCUGCCAACUGUACCAUCAACUGCCAUCUGUAUCUUCUGUCAACUACCACCAACCGCCAUCUGUUACCAUCUUCUGUCAACAGAACCAUUAACUGCCAUCUGUCAAUUGUAAUAUCUGCUGCCAUCUUUAACCCUAGUCUGUCGACUGUACCCAUAGGCCAUCAACUGUCUCAUCUACUACCAUCUGUAACCAAUGUUUGUCAACUGUACCAUUUCCUACCAUCUGUAACCAUCGUCUGUCAACUGUACCAUCAACCGCCAUCUGUAACCAUCGCCUGUCUACUGUACCAUCAACCGCCAUCUGUCACCAUGGUCUGUUAACUACCAUAUACUACCAUCUGUAACCAUAGUCUGUCAAUUAUACCAUCUACCACCCUCUAUAACCAUCGUCUGUCAACUGUACCAUUUCCUACAUCUGUAACCAUCGUCUGUCAACUAUACCAUAUACUACCAUCUGUAACCAGCGUGUGUCAACUGUACCAUCUACAACCAUUUGUAACCAGCGUCUGUCAACUGUAACCAUCGUCUGUCAACUGUAAAAUUUACUACCAUCUGUAACUAUCAUCUAUCAACAGUACAUUCAACUGCCAUAUGUAAUCAUCGUCUAUCAGCUGUACAACUUGCUGCCAUUUGUAAGCAUUGUAUGUCAAUUGAAACAUCUACUGCCAUCUGUAACCAUCGUCUGUCAGCUACCAUCUACUACCAUCUGUAUUCUUUGUCAACUAUAUCAUCUAUCAGCUCUAACAUCGUUUGUCAAUUGUGAUAUCUGCUGCCAUCUUUAACCAUCGUCUGUCAACUGUACCCAUCAGCCUUCAAAUAUCUCAUCUUCUACCAUCUGUAACCAUCAACUGCCAUUUGUAACCAUUGUCUGUCAACUUAACUAUCUACUACCAUCUGUAACCAUCGUCUGUCAACUGUACCAUCAACCACCAUCUGUAACCAUCGUCUGUCAACUGUCCCAUCUACUACUAUCUGUAACCAACGUCUGUCUAUACUGUACCACCAACCGCCAUCCGUAACCAUCGUCUCUCUACUGUACCAUCUACAACCAUCUGUAACCUACCAUCUACAACCAUCUGUAACCAUCGACUGUCAACUGUACCAUCAGCCACCAUCUGUAACCAUCGUCAGUCAACUGUCCCAUCUACUACUAUCUGUAACCAUCGUCUGUCUAUUGUACCAUCAACCGCCAUUUGUAACCAUCCUCAGUCAACUGUCCCAUCUACAACUAUCUGUAACCAUCCUCUGUCAAUUGUACCAUCAACCGCCAUCUUUAACCAUCGUCUGUCAACUGUACCAUCAACCGCCAUCUGUAACCAUCGUGUCUCUACUGUACCACCAACCGCCAUCUGUUACCAUUUUCUGUCAACUGGACCAUCUACUACCAUCUAUGACCAUCAUAUAUCAACAGUACCAUCAACUGCCAUAUGUCACCAUCGUCUAUCAGCUGUACAACUUGCUGCCAUUUGUAAGCAUUGUCUGUUAAUUGUAAUAUCUGCUGCCAUCUUUAACCAUCGGCCAUCAGCUGUCUCAUCUACUACCAUCUGUAACCAUCGUUUGUCAAAUGUACCAUUUCCUACCAUCUGUAACCAUCGUCUAUCAACUGUAUCAUUAACCGCCAUCUGUAACCAUCGUCUGUCAACUGUCCAAUCUACUACUAUCUGUAACCAUUGUCUGUCUACUGUACCAUCAACCGCCAUCUGUCACCAUCGUCUGUCAACUGUACCAUAUACUACCAUAUGUAACCAUCGUCUGUCAACUAUACCAACUACCACCAUCUAUAACCAUCGUCUGUCAACUGUUCCAUUUCCUACCAUCUGUAACCAUCUUCUAUCAACUAUACCACAUACUACCAUCUGUAACCAUCCUCUGUCAACUGUACCAUCAACCGCCAUCUGUAAUCAUCGUCUGUCAACUGUCCCAUCUACUACUAUCUGUAACCAACGUCUGUCUAUACUGUACCACCAACCACCAUCCGUAAUCAUUGUCUCUCUACUGUACCAUCUACAACCAUCUGUAACCAUCGACUGUCAACUGUAUCAUCAACUACCAUCUGUAACCAUCGUCAGUCAACUGUACCAUCUACUACUAUCUGUAACCAUCGUCUGUCAACUAUACCACAUACUACCAUCUGUAAACAUCCUCUGUCAAUUGUACCAUCAACCGCAAUCUGUAACCAUCGUCUGUCAACUGGACCAUCAACCGCCAUCUGUAACAAACGUCUGUCAACUGUCCAAUCUACUACUAUCUGUAACCAUCGUCUGUCUACUGUACCACCAACCGCCAUCUGUCACCAUCGUCUGUCAACUGUACCAUAUACUGCCAUCUGUAACCAUAUUCUGUCAACUAUACCAUCUACCACCAUCUAUAACCAUCGUCUGUCAACUGUUCCAUUUCCUACCAUCUGUAACCAUCGUCUGUCAACUAUACCACAUACUACCAUCUGUAACCAUCCUCUGUCAACUGUACCACCAACCGCAAUCUGUUUCCUUUUUCUGUCAACUGGACCAUCUACUACCAUCUAUAACCAUCAUAUAUCAA